Messenger RNA from Jatropha curcas, 414 nucleotides. The record is from RefSeq and is a predicted model, not a curated record. NCBI's taxonomy places the organism in Eukaryota, Viridiplantae, Streptophyta, Magnoliopsida, Malpighiales, Euphorbiaceae.
AUGCACAAGGAAGGUAAAAAUGCAUAUAGCACAUGGAGUUUCCAAGAAAGUAAAUUGUUGUUAGAUUUAAUAGUUGAUAGUGCUAAUCAUGGACGGCGUGACAGUAAUGGCGUGUUCAGCAGACUGAUUGUCACAACUAAAAUACUUCCUAAACUUAAUGAAGCACUGGAGUUUUGUCAAUCUCAUCCAAACCAUAAGUACCUUCACACAGACAGUUUUUCUGACAUUGAGGAUUUGAAAAUUGCUAUUGGAGAUAGAACUGCUGUUAGAAAAUACUCUCUUGGAUUAGGAGGAGAUGAUACUGAUGCAAGAAGUUAUAGGCAGAAAGAAAAUACACAUGUUAAUAUAGAAGAUCUUUUAUAUGAUGAAAAUAAUGAAGCAUAUAUGCAAACUAAAAGUGAUUCAUCAUAUUAA